Molecule: messenger RNA, 3092 nt
Organism: Paralichthys olivaceus (Japanese flounder)
Lineage: Eukaryota; Metazoa; Chordata; Actinopteri; Pleuronectiformes; Paralichthyidae
Gene: apof
Product: apolipoprotein F
Biological process (GO): cholesterol metabolic process
Source: RefSeq, a predicted model, not a curated record
GACAGAGACAAAAACCAAAAGCAUCCUACACAUCGAAGCCAUCUUGGUUGCACCGCUGCUCUCUGGACUGCAGGACUCUUAUCAUUAAGUUUGUUGACGUGGCUCCAACAACAGUGGAAUGAUGUUCUCCAAGUCAAAGUGGCUGAUUGUGAUCCAGCUCCUGCUAAAUGAACACGCUCUGUGCAGAGUGCCACUGCCUCUGACUCAGAGGAACGCGUUACAUUCAGAAACUGACCUCCAUGAAGCGGUAGAAGAAACUGGCAAACAGGAGCAUCAGUCUCUCCUGGGAUCUCAUCUCCAGCUCAGUCUAUCAUCUGCUGAAAAGACUGAUCCUGUACCAGUGGUUGUGCAUGAAGGGGAGAGAGUCCAGUCUGCCAAACAUAUCAUAUCAGGUCUGAGGGCGAAGCUUCAGGGGCAGAUUCAAGAACAUCUGCACGCUCAAGAGAACAUCAGCUGUGAGGAGCUUAUGUCUGCCAGCACUGUGAACGACCCUCUGUCCUCCAUGUUCCCCCAGGAGCUGCUGGGUCUCUCUCUGGUUCCUGUGUUGGUGGUGUCAGGAUGCCCCAAGGAGGCACAGGCCCUGGUGCUGACGCUGUAUGACCUCCUAGGUGUUGCAGAUACAGAGGAACUCCUGCAGGAGGUGCAAGGUCUGAUAGAGAGGAGGUUGAGCAAGUCAGCAUCUACACCGAGACCUGCAUCUGCAAUGUCAUCUUCAGAGAGGGAUCAAGCAGGGCGCCGCAUAGAGGCUGUGAUGUUCAACAUCGGGCAGCUGGCGAUGGUGGGAGAGGAAACCACUGAGCAGGAGGGACAUUGUGAAGGUUGGACCAGGGUGAACAGAACCAAGCUGGUGGGGACAGCUGUGGAGGGAGCCACAGGCGGACUGGAGGAGGCUGUGAACAGCUGUGAGAGACUGGGCGCCCUGUGUGCCGGCGUGACCAGCAGUGGUCGGCUCACACCAGGCACGUACAAGGCAGUGUUGAAGAAAAGCAGUCGUAUCCUGCCAUCUGACGCUUCAGGGACUGAAUGUUGGAUCCGUCGUUGCAGUGAAGAGGAGCAUGCCUCCAUCCCUGCUCCCUCUGGGCUGCGGAUGAGGCGCAGCCCCCAGAGAAGCUGCACAAACAAACGUGAGGAGCGCGUGUACAACGUGGUGGAGUGGAUCCCUGCAGUCAGCACCCUCUACAACCUGGGCACGGCAGUGUAUUAUGCCUCUGUGAACUGCUCCGAAACGGCCAAGGAGAGAGCCAUCCUCAGUGCUGUCGACCUGGGCACAGAUGCUCUCAUGGUCGCCACAGGGGGCACUGCUGGGGUGGCAGGUUACGCUUUGGGUGCAGGGGUGAAGACGGGCGUGAAAGCUGGAGUCAGGUACCUGCUCAACACCAUGAAGCAGGAGGACGACCUGCUGGUGAACCAGUUCAGCUGGGAGGAGGGUGUCGUCACCUUUCAGUAGAGUGAGGGAUCAGUGACUCAGCCUGUGACAUUUUUUAUUAGUUUAUUAGGAUCCGUGUUUUUUAGUUGGCAUGGUUGAAGAGUAACACAAUCUGUUUACUGGAUUAAAUAUAAUCUAGAUUAUAUGAAAAACAAGAUUACACUGUAUUGUACGACUCAGUGGAUUAUCAUCAUCACAUCUUCAAAGGGUGGAAAAGCUUUUUCUGUUUGUGUGAGUGUGCACACAAACCUCACUCUGACACAAGUUAAUGGCAGCAAAUUUCAUUUAGUCUCUUGUUUUAAUUUAAUUACAAGUUUUUUUAAGAAUAUCUAACCUACAAAAUCAAAUUGCGUAGAAAAUUAGACUACCAUUUGCAUUACCGCCGUUGUAAACAGUCUUAGUCCAACCCCAGAAAGUGUAAGCCUUAAACUGUUGGAAAUAUCUCUCUCUAUUGUAACAAUUUAUCACAUUAAGCAACAACAUUUAAAGAUCUGGUCUCAGGAAGCUAAACCCUUAAACCCUCAAGACUUUGAAUCUGGCCUAUAACAUAUAGUGUCUUCAUCUUGUCCAUGACAGCUUAUUAGGACCAUUGUAGGUAAAAUAAAUAAAUAAAGCAAAAAUAUGGGGCUGGGAUGGGGAUAGGGCUGGGUGAUUUGGCCAAUAAUGUUAUCAAAUUAAAAAAAUUGAAUAAGUGAUUUUCUUUUGCUCCUGAGUAGAACAUUGAAACCAAUCACGUGUAAAACCUCUUCACCACAUUUGUGCAAUGCAUCACAGGUGGGCAGCCCCAGGUGGGCUGGGCAAUAACACACUAUUCCCUGUGAAAAACAUGGCAGAUAAAACUCACUAAUAUAAGAAUAAACUAAACAAAUAUAUCAUAAAAGGUCAACAUUAUCAGAUUAUGUGCAUGGGGAGCUACAACUGGACUGAUGCAAGAAGAUCUCUGGUUAUAUCUAUAGGUAAUUCAAAUGGGAUUUGUAGUUUUCUUCAAGUAACCUAUAACCUUUAAUCUCUCUGAGCUUCGGGAUUACCUCGUGUGUCUCUGCCUCUCACGCUCAUACCUCACCAUAACCAGCUCAUCACCAAAGGUCUUCUCUUGGCCUCCUGCCUCGUCAGCCCACUCCCCUGAGAACUGUUUGCUCACAGUUCAGCCUACUCCGUCCUGCAGCCAGCCCACUCCUGCUCUGUCCUCAGCCCUCUCCUGCUCCCUCACCCCCACAAUUAAUUUCCCCCUCACUUGUACCUGUGUUCAGCUAGAAUCACCAUUUUCUAAUUAUCCGGUCCAACUGAACAAACAGGUCCAUUCUAUUAGACCACACGCUGCAUGUGAUGAUAUCAGAUUCUUUUUUUGUCUGAAAAUUUGUGACUUGCUAAUCUCAGAGAAUAUCCUACAUUUGUUUCCUCGUAAAUUUAAGCCCUUAACAUUUUAGGUUCUCGUUCUUUUCUCCCGAUAUUAUCAGUUUCAUUCUCAGGUUAUUUUAUCAAUGGCCCCAUUACACGGCCUUCACACGUUCCCUCUGUUAAGUGUCCUUCCUCACUCCUGCUGUUGUCCUCCUCCCAUCAAAACCAGGCAAUAGUCACAUUCUGGUGUAAUUGCAGGGAUAGAAGUCUGGUUACUAAACUUUAUAUUACUCUAUAUGUUUUCUAUAAAUAAAUGUGUGUGUGUGAA